This is a messenger RNA of Anopheles funestus (African malaria mosquito), 3751 nucleotides long. RefSeq names its product DNA-binding protein K10 (gene fs(1)K10). The transcript is spliced from 3 exons. Bases 185 to 1588 code for a protein of 467 amino acids. The record is from RefSeq and is a predicted model, not a curated record. Lineage: Eukaryota; Metazoa; Arthropoda; Insecta; Diptera; Culicidae.
UUUGUCAAAAGAAAAAACGCAGAUAAAAGGUAUCAAAGCAAGCAGGCCAUACAAUUAAGAUUUUCCGGAAAAGAGCAAGGAAGUUUUAUUUGGCAACCCGUUACCGCAGUUAUUGGCGUUUACGAUCGACAACAACUGGUGGUACCGAGCGAAGGAAAAUAGUGCAGGAAAAGCGAUGUAAAUAAUGGUCUCGAACAAGGCCUCGACUAACGAAGGAAACAAACGCAUAGGCAAUCAAAUGGCUAAUCGGCAGCGAUUCAAACCGGGCAUGAACAAACAGUACAACCCAAUGGGAAACAUGCGAAGCAUGAGUGCAAUGUUCAACGCUAAUCAACUUGGCGAUGAUCCCGGCUUUGUGGAUUUCAAUGAUGAUACAGUUACAUCCACCACAAACGGAACGGGUAACAAUGUCGGUGGACCAAAACCAUCGGUCUCGAAUGUAUCGGAUGGUGUAAACAAAAACCUUUCCUUCGCCAAUGGUAAUCGACGAAUGAAUCCCCCAAUGAAGCGUCCUAUGAAGAAUGGAGCACCAGGUAUGAGAAAUCGCAUGAACGGUGGAGCGAACGGAAUGUCUAACUGGGGCCAUCCAAUGCCACCGCCAAAUAUGUUCCCCGGUCCACCAUCGGCCGGUCGGCGUGGUCAUAUGAAUCCACCCCCGAUACCACCACCUAUUCCGCCAGCUCAUUUCCGCAAUGGUCCGGGUAUGCGCAUGAGAGGACCACAUAGGUACGGUGCGGGUCAUCCUGGCCCAAUGUCGCUGUUGUCGAUGAACAGACCACUACCUCCUCCAAUACCACCGAUGCCAGGUCGGUCGAUGCCACCACCACCUGGUGGAAUGGGUCGAAUGAUGCCUCCACCUCUACGGCAUGGCUUAGAUGGACCAAUGCGUCGCCAUAUGAAUGGUAAUAUGCAUGCACGUGGUAUGGGUGGAAAGAUAGGCCCAUUUCCACGGAACGGAAUGGCACCAAAUGGUGGUGCGAUAGGUCCGAAUGGAAAGCGCACUCGUGCGAAAGCGACACAACACCAGAACAGGGAAGAAUACCCGCUGGACAAACCAUGGGUCACACAGGAUAUUAAAGCCGAGCAUGAUAAGAAAGCGGAGCUCGCGAAUCGUCUGAAAGGUCACCGGGAUGACGCGCUGUUUGCGCAGUUCAAAGAACAGCGGGAUAAGUUCGUUAAAAUGUAUGAAGCAGCUCGCCUUGAAUACAUUGGAAAGCACCCGGAACAGGAUGUAGAUAAAAUAUUAACUGCGUCGGCUUGUAAAAAGGCCCGUAUCGAAAAUGUAGAAAAACCAAACGUUGCUGCUGAUAAUACCGCUAAAACCGAAGCAACCACCAUCAGCAGCGCUCAGGUUACUACCGACGCAACUGUGCUUUCUUCUAAUCCUACGGAACCGACGAAAUGUGACACGAACGGUAGUACCGUUGGCAUCGUCGGUGAUACGAAUGCAUCCCCUACUAAUGCUACUACUAUCGAUACCAAUGAUACCACUGAAAUCACAUCUACUUCUGCUAACGAGGAACAAUUACCAGCAGAAACAGAGACAAGCCCUAUUGCCACUACAAUCGAAAGUACCGUUCCCGUUUAGUAAGCCAAUGUGUAUUUUUUUGUUUUUAGCGAAUAGUGCAGAUAGAUGUUAAUGAUCCGUUUUUGCGAUUCAUGGAUACAAUGCAGCAUGGUCCUAGUAAAUACAUUACUAAAAAACUUAUCAAACUCAUAAUAAAACCGCUUUCCAUCUUUGAUGAUGAAUCGCCAAGUAUAGCAUCAUACUGUAGUAGAGUAGUACAUGCGGAGUAUGUAAGUGAACAGAGCAGAGUUUGUGUUUGAUGAUCGUUUGCACAAUUUUUAUUUACUCUUAAACUCGUUAGACUGACAGCAAAAAACCAAACGAAGCAUGAAAAAUGAUCAUUGUAAUGAAACAGUAAUGGUUCAGCAAAUUCGUUUUUGUUUCCAGCGUAACUUUACUGCAGAGAUAAUCUUUUAAUCAUAUAUAUUGUUAUGCGCGUUGCACCGUUUAGCACCAAAACACGAAAACAAGCAACAAAUACGAAAUCUAUUAAACCAACGCCUGUGUGCAAUAACAGUAUAUCGUAUAGAAUAAUAGAUCCCACCAAAAAAAAAAAAAACAAAAAUGUCUAAGGAUUUACAGAUGCCAGAUGUCUAUGAAAUUUACUGUAAUACAAUAGCUAGCUUCAGUUAACCGGAACGUUGCACGCAUGCAAUAUAAUCGAGUACUGCUGUAUAGAUAUAUCCUUACGACUCUAUUACCAAGUAAUACGAAUUUUAAUCAGAAGGAAUAGUUACGCUACGUAAAGCGUGGAACAGGCCAGUCUUUAAAGCGACAGUAGUAUUCAACGUCGUCGGAAUCGCUUGGAAAUGGAAUUGGAAAUUUAAAUAUGAAAACUCUAUCGCACGGUGUGGAAACGGAUGUCGAUGAAACCGAUGUGGAAUAUUUCCAACUUUCAUAGUCUGCUGAUUGGUAACGGAUUUGUAGUAGUAAAUAUAAUAUAUCAGCAAAAUUACACCGUUCAUAUACCACUGGUCGUGGUUUUGUAAUAAAGGUUGGUGAUAAGCGAUCGCCAAGUAUCGAGAUAGUAAAAUUUCACGUGCGUACGAUAUACAUGAUCAUCACCAAACCAACCGCUAGCCAAUACAUAAGAGAAGUACAGAUCCAUGUACCCGACUGAACUGAAAACAGAAACUCUGUAGCUCUGUUGUUUAUAUAAUGUUGCUGCUGCUGCUACUACUGCUGCUACAUACUAUCCUACAAUGUACGGUAAAUCGUAGCAGCAAUAAUACGUGUACGGAUCAUGCAUUUCAUUCGAACGGUCCAUUGACGUGCGCAAAAAUCAUCACAGAAAGGCUAACGAUUUAGUAAAGUUUCAUUCACUCAUGCAGCAGCUACACGAGACAGCUAAAAACGCGGAUUAAUAAUUCAAAUGUUGUAACAAUUGAUUAUUUAAAGAUAAACUAAUUGGAACCUUAAACGUUGUUUUACAUGAAAUUUUGAUUUAAUUUUAAAUGAAGACGCAUUCGGGCGUGUUUUUCGUACACAUGUUUUUAUAUAAGGUAUCGAUUUGAUUGAAAGAGUGUAUAUUGGGUCUAAAUAUGUAAUCCUGAUGGGAUCAGUGGGGUAGGUUUUCAAUUUGUUGCAAGCUGUCGUCGGUACAGCCUCGCGUUAUAAUUUUUGGGUCUUUAUCAUGUUUCUUACUUGUGUCUAUUUGUUUGUCUUACAAUUACAUACAUUGUAUUAAAUGUGUGUGGAAGAUAUGGCAUUUUAGGGUGAAUUAAAAUUAUAGAUUUGAUUGGUGGUAAAUGCGCAAUCAUAUCAUGUUGUUACAGGCUAUGUAAUACUUGAUAAAAAAUAUCGUAUUUUGUAUAUUCUUUUUUUCAUUAAAGAACGAUCGUUUUGAUAAUUUUUUUUCUUUAUUAUAGGCGUUUUUUAUCUCUCGUUUAGUUUAUUUUAAUUUAGUAUAGUUUUCCAUCAUGUUUUGCACCAUGGUCUAUAUUUAUAUGGAGAAAACAAUAUGCACGAAGCCACACACACUGCUGCAGCUGCCUUUUCUCAGGAUUGCAUUACGUUACUUAUUUAUGAUACAUUACUAUUAUUAAAUAUCAGACCACAAAGUAAUGAUGUAAAGUAUUUGAACUAACAAUUCAGCGUGAUAUUGUUCUACUAACAUCCCUACACAUAUAAUCAUCGUUUACGUUGAACAUUAAAUAAAUGGAGUACACUCUACCAACCGAUAAA